Symbiodinium natans is the source of this 714-nucleotide messenger RNA. The record is from the annotation of a GenBank genome assembly. NCBI's taxonomy places the organism in Eukaryota, Dinophyceae, Suessiales, Symbiodiniaceae.
AUGGGUGAGAAGGUGCCGCAAGGUAGACCUGAGCUUCUCCGUGCCUUCGCAUAUCGGUCAAAGGUGGAGGAGGUGGACCCGCAGAAGCUCCUGCCAACCGUGCCAUCCAAGGAGGUGUUCGAAAUCAUGAAGCGCAGCUACGAGAGAAUUGGUUCUGGCACCCCGUAUGAUCUUUGGGCUCCUGACUGCCCUGCAUUUCAGCUGAUCAGCUUCCAUGUCCAAGGACGCGGACGAUUUCAGGUGCUCGGAACUCUGGACCUGGAUUUCUGGCAUAUCUUGGCCGACGGGGAGCUCGCACCAAAACCCUCCGCCUUGUCUUGUCUGCACCCAGAAAUGCACGUUCGAUAUCUUCUCGUCAAGGCACCCGACAACGCCAUCGUAACCCCGCAAGGAGUUUGCGCUGGGCUUGCACCUACCGGAGCUACGCGGUGGAGCCACUCCGUGCCUCACCAGGAUGCCUCCUGGGUGACUUUGUUGGUGGAGAGUUCCCCAGGGCUCUUCAUCAAGCCGAGUCGCCUGGAUGGCUGGAAGAAGGUCGCCUUCGCUCGUCCUGGGCGCAUACUGGUGCUCGUCGGCGCGGCCCUGGCGUUGGCCUCCGAGGGUUCCCACUUCCUUUCGCCUCUCUUGGGCCUGGAUUUCGCCCGCACAUGUUUGCUUCUACAACCCCGCAAACCAGCUUCAUUUGUCCCAAUGUGGCGUGGUCUGGCGUCCUGA